GACGACUUUUAUUCCACGGACGAAUGAUUCUUUGAAAUAGCGGAUUCUCGACGAGGUGAAUGGUUCCAAUACAUUUCAGAUUAUUUACCUGAUAAAGAGCAAUGAAAGAAAGACCAUUUGGACUUAUUUGUAUUGCAUUAAACAUUUUUUUCUGGAAUUGUUUCUUAGCUCUCGGAGAAGAGCGAGAUGAACGAGAAAGGCAGACGUUCGUCGUUCGCUACAAAAAUGGAGAUCAAACCAUUCCGGUGACAGUAGUCCUUGAUUAUAAGAAACAGACUGAAUAUGUGAUAAACAUGAACAAUAGAUCUCCAGCAAAGUCAGUCACUUUAUAUGACUUCAAACAGAGGACCAUAGCUUACAAAGAUUUGACGAACAGAGAAUGUUUUCUUGGCAGCUUGACGCACGAAACAUUAAACGAAGAGAGUGAAGCUCUGCAGUACAUUAAGAAUCCUGUAGACGCACAACCGAUGAAAGUGCUUUCCUUAGAUCCAGGCAGGCUGGCCAUGACGCCAACAGAAAUCCGUAAUGUUGCAGGGCAAAAGACGGCCGUCUUUUGCCGAAAGAUGACGACGUGGAUGCUCAAGCCAAACAACCAAAUGCACAACAAACACAAACGUGAAGUGGGAGGAGAGGAAGAGGUGGAAGCACGUACUUAUGGUCAUCAUGGAUUCCAUACCGUCCGGUUUUCUCAUUACGGCCAUGAAACCAGGAGAAGAUACCACAAACGCACUGAAGGAGCAUCGAACCAAGAAACACGGAAUGGACAUCGAAAAACGUCUUCAGUUCGUCCGACACACAAUAGAACCUUAACUUCCUGGAAGUACCCAAUUCACCAUGGACUCAACUUACCGGACAACCAUUUAGAUAAUUCUGGAUCAUAUCCUACCUCAAAUUUCGAAACAUGGGGCAAAAGUCAAGAAAGCCGUUACCCACUUUCUACUCAUAAUGCUAUUCCAUUCGUUCAUCACCCUGAAUCGAAUGAAAAUGUGAAUAACAACAGGGAAAAUGGUCACUUUGGUGACGUUCCAUUUCAUACUACUAUUUCAGAUGAUUCUGGUCCUGUAUCUAGAACGGAGCGAGAAACUACACCAAUGGAGAUUCUGCCUCAUUAUUUCCCCCCAAAUGCAAAUUACACUCUUGAUGCAAAAUUAUUACAUCUUUACAGGCCAAAUGAGGCCGGUAUUAAGUAUGAUUCUUCGGAUUUUCAUGGAGAAAUUGAGAGUAAUGUGUUGCCACUAGACUACAGUCAGAAUUAUUACCCGUAUCACAAUAAUAGACCUAUUUCAGAUCUAGAAUCAUAUUCUUCGUCUGCUAAUGAUAAAGACUUUCUUGGGAAAGGGUUACGAAAUAAUGAUAAUUUUUAUACUACUGAUAAUCCAGUUUUCUCAAAUAGUGUUUUAGAAGUUCCAAGCACUACUGAAAAACUUGAGAACCUGCACCAGCAAGAACCUUUUGAAUUUACGUCUCACGGAAAUCAAAGCCCCAGUGUAAAUUUUUACAGAAACGAAAUUGCAAAUCCGGUUUCAAGUAGAUCCAGGUUGUUAAAUACUGAUCUAACUCAAAAAGAGGAUCAAUUUCAAGUUUCAAAGAAUUACUUUUUGAAAUCUACUGAACAGUCGAAUGAGAAAAAUCAAUUCUUAAAUAAAGAUGAUUCCAUUAUAUUUUCGAAAAAUCAUGACAGUUUUAUUAUUCCAGCUACUACCGAAAGUGCUUAUGAAGAAUAUACAGUAGAAAAUUUCGAGCUAAUAAAUAACAGAAAGCCCAAUGAAAGCGAAUAUAAACUGAGCGCAAAGAAUUUAGGUAGUUAUGAAUCACAAGAAAGUUUAUCAACCCAGAAGCCAUGGCAGAAUACUGUCCCAUUCAGAAAUUCUCUAAAUCCACAUAGAAUUGAUUUAGCGUUUGCUGAGAAAGAAAGAUUGCGUCUCCAAAAUGAACAUAUCGCUGCAAGCCGGACCUCUACCCCCACAGACAGUUUUAAUAUUCUUCCUACCACUGAGCAACCCCCACAGACAUUGACAACGUCCGAUGACAUUGCUUCACAUCAUCAGGCAAAAUUCCGUAAUGUUUUGAAAUUACUUAAGCCAGAAGAAAUAAUCAUCGAUGUUGAAAGGAUUCCAACCCAGUCUCUAUUAGAGAUCCGGGAAAGAUUCAAUCAUAAAAGAACGUCUCCUGGUACUAUGAAUAGACAUUCAGCUGUCAAAGUUUCGGAAUUGCCAUUCAGAGGAGCUCCAGCGGAAACUACUCAACCUCCUAAAUCAGCACACCUGUUCCCUGAAAUAGUUCCAUCUACUCUAUCCCCAUUUGGGCAACUGAACCACAACACACGAAGAACUCAGGAUCGCGGUGAACAAUCUUCAGGACCGAUUCGGCGCACCAGCUAUGAACGAGAUACAGUGAUUUUGGGUGGAGCAAGCAACCAUCAGAAGCGAAAGCACAAAGAAGCAGGGGUGUUACAGUCUGCGUCGAGUAAAUUCUCGCAUGGGCGUCGUAAUUCUUCUUUUCAAUAUGCUCAAUCUCAUGGACUCACACCGGGAAGGAUAUAUCCUCAUCCGAACAGAUUAGCAAGUCAGCCACGUAGGUCCUUCCCCUACCAUUCACGUUUGCAACAAGGUCAAGUACUGCCACCGGGUGUGUCAAUGCAUCCACGACAUCCUCAAGCACCGUAUGCUGACAUGGUUCCUUCAAACGUACUGCACUCAUCGCCAGAUGAACAAAGAUAUCGCCAUGUCAGACCUCAUCGUCAAAGGCACCACAGAAGGAAAGAUCGAGUUUUAAACCCUUGCUGCAAGAAGGCGGAAAAGUCACCAAAUUCACUUUCCUGCUGCCGGGGUAGAGGUUCUGCUUGCUGCUCAACUUCUCGAAGUAGAACUCAUGAAGGCAUAUCCUGUUGCUCAUCAUCAAAGAGUUUCAACAACAAACAAGCAAUCACUGCAAAUCCAAAUCGAAUACCAGCUAGAAGCAGUGGCGUUCUUGGUGAUUCUCCCAGAAACCACGUGGACAAUAGAGACCGUUGCCAAAAAGAAAAAAUGUGUAGAACUCUUUAUCAAAGCACACAGCAAGUUAUAGUAUGCAGGAACGCUGAAGUAAACGGUUGCUAAAAAUAUUUCUAUUUUGUGAUUUCUUCUGAGUUUGGAGUAUUGUACUUUUAUUGUAUUUGUUACUGUACUUUUAUACUCAUUUUAAUUUCACUUUUUAUAAAACAGUAUAACUCAAAACAAACUAUACAAACAAAAUAAUGCCAUUAAUUUCAACAACCAUUUUAGGAAAUAUACAAUUAUUUGUUUUUUUGUUAUAUCUGAUGAAUCUAACGCAUUGCAUAUUUUAUACUUUGCAUUAUCAUGUACAAUAAAUUUAACACUUAUUUGC
Uloborus diversus is the source of this 3366-nucleotide messenger RNA. RefSeq lists its product as uncharacterized. The coding region runs from base 102 to 3098 and encodes 998 amino acids. The transcript has 7 exons. Lineage: Eukaryota; Metazoa; Arthropoda; Arachnida; Araneae; Uloboridae. The record is from RefSeq and is a predicted model, not a curated record.